AACCAUUUCACCUUCAUUUGUUUUUUUCAAACCCAUAACAUUCAUUCUCUCAUCUCGAAUUCAACCGCACACAACAAUACACCUCGCAUCAUCCAGAUACUAAGGUAUAUUUAAUUGCACACUCUUCCACGUAUCCAUUGAUAAACUUUCAUUCGCUUAUCAACAUCGCUUGCAUUAAUUUCAUACCAAGUUUGCGACCUACACGACUGUUCAACGUCGUUUUCAGUCAAAAUGGCGGACAACAGUAGCAACAAGCAGCACAAGUAUAGGCAGGAGAUCCAGCAGAUGAUGUACGUCUCUGGUGAGACCGGAGAGCCUUCUGUUGAGACCACUUCUAUGAUCGAGGAGAUUGUUCGGCAGCAAGUCAUCGAAAUGCUGCGAAGCUGUACCGAGCUGGCUACGCGCCGUGGCUCGAGAUCCAUCACCAUCAACGACCUGAUAUUUCAAAUUCGUGACGACGCACCUAAAGUGUCGCGCCUCAGGACCUUCUUAUCAUGGAAGGACGUCCGCAAGAGCGCCAAGGAUUCCGACGAGAAAGGCGGAGAUGCCGACCUGGGCGUCGCUGAUGACCCUGCUGGCGCUGUCAUGCCCGGUGGCCCCGCAGUGGAAGAGGCCGCUAAGAAAAAUAAAAAGGCCAAAGUUAAGCUUCCAUGGGAACCCUCUUCGUUGUAUAGCCAGGAGGUGCCGGAACGCGACGACGAGGAAGACGAGGAGGAAGAGGAGAUGAACUACAUCACGCUCCAGCGACUACGCAAAGCCGAUGAGCGGACCAAGGCUAUGACUAGGGAGGAAUACGUCACAUGGUCCGAAUAUCGACAGGCAUCCUUCACAUACCGAAAGGGCAAGCGAUUCAGGGAGUGGGCCGGAUUCGGUAUCGUGACGGACAGCAAACCUUCGGAUGAUAUCGUGGAUAUCCUCGGCUUCUUGACCUUCGAGAUGGUCCAGACGCUUACCGAGGAGGCGCUCAAGAUCAAAGAGCAGGAAGACCUAUGGAAGGAACGGAGCGGAGGCGAGAACCCGGGUACCAAGAAACGAAAGCGUACCCAAGGACUAUUCGAUCUGCCCAACGAGGGAAGGAUCCCCGUCGAAGCGCGCCACAUCCAAGAAGCGUUUCGAAGACUGCAGACCCGACCAAAGAAAUCUCGCGCCAUGCUUAACGGCACGAACCUUCAGCAGAGGACCAGCUUGAAGAUAUUCUAAGUUUUUACGGAGGAAUCGACAUGAGAAAGAGGGAGGCGAUCUGCAGCUAUUGUCCUAGUCUGGAUUUUAUUUAUUUACUUUUUCACCUCUACAACAGAUUACGGGCUUAUGAAGUUCAUUCUCGGCGAAUACGGAGGACCAGCGACGACGACCACUUUUAUAUCAAGGGAUAUCUAGGAUGGAUGGAGUUUUGGGCGACUCGAUUUAUCGUGAUUUGCGGUUUUUGGAUGCAUGAAGACAUAUGAUUGUCUGCAGCGGAUUGGGAGUAAUGGGGGAAUGGGGGGCAUUGUUACUCAACAAGUUUGCAGCAAAUACUUGGUACAUUUUACAAAUAUAUUCAUUUUAUUACCCCCCACUCUUGGUUAUCAUUAUUCCAUUUAUAUAUACCUCCUACUCAUUUAUAUAUUCAGCUCGUUAUUAUGUGUAUAUACCUAAUACCCAAGGUCCCGUUCCGACUAUGUACCUAUGAAGU
This is a messenger RNA of Daldinia caldariorum, 1672 nucleotides long. Its product is annotated as TFIID-18kDa-domain-containing protein. Gene Ontology annotation, molecular function: protein heterodimerization activity; transcription coregulator activity. Gene Ontology annotation, cellular component: SAGA complex. Gene Ontology annotation, biological process: transcription by RNA polymerase II. The transcript has a single exon. NCBI's taxonomy places the organism in Eukaryota, Fungi, Ascomycota, Sordariomycetes, Xylariales, Hypoxylaceae. The record is from RefSeq and is a predicted model, not a curated record. The coding region runs from base 232 to 1200 and encodes 322 amino acids.